CACCGGCCCCCCUAGAAUCCGAACAGCCACCCUCAGGGUGCGGGGAUGUGGCUGCACCGGGACUCAAGGGGCUGAAAGAGCAGGGACGUGGGGCAGCCUGGAGCCCUCCGAUUGCUGGGUGUACAGCCACCCAACCCGCUGAGAUAGGGUGCGUGGGACACUGGCAACUGGAUACAUUGGCACCCAAGCAGCUGAAAUCUGGGUGCACGUCAUCCCAAACGGCUGAAAUGGGCGUGCAGGGGUGCCUUAGUGUCUGGGCGCUCUGUGAACUGGGCACAGGGGCCUUCUGCAGACACCUCAAUUAAUGAGUGCACCCCGGGGUGUUGGUGUGUGCAGCUGAACCCCCGUUAGGGAGCAGCCCCACAUGAGGUUCCCCCUUUGUUGUGGGUGCUCCCUGACAGGGAAGCAGCAUUGGAAGACUCCUGUGGAGGGUCGGGAGCUUGGUUUGAGCAAGGGAUUGGACUAGAAGAUCCCCAGAGGUCCCCUCCAACUCCAGCUGCUAUGUGCAGUGCAGGCAGAAUCAGGGUGCCAAUUCUGGAAUGCACAGGGGCAGCUUGGCUGCCCACCCUCCCAGAGCUGCUCCUGGCAUGGCUGGGCAUCCCUGGGCUCUCAUUUCCGAGCCACCAUGAAGCAGAACCUGCUCGGGAAGCUGCCUAGCUUCUGGGGAAGUGUCCCUGGAUUGAGUGUGCCUGGAGACAUGUGGGAAGCAGACAGUGCCCCGCACCCAUGGGACAUGCCCGGCUCACGGGGCGCAGCUGGGACUGCUGCUGCAGCUUCACCCUGGCAGGAUUCCUGUGCCAUUGUGCUGCCCCUUGGUUGUGUGCUGUACAUCUCCAGCACCGAUCUGCCCAGGGAGGAAGUUCUGCAGGAGGGAGAUAAUCGUCUCAAAUCUGUUUUGCCCACAGACAAUGGUGAGGUCACCGUCCUGCAGGCAGGCAGACACGAGUUCCCCUUCACCUUCCAGCUCCCCGAGACCCUGGCAACCUCCUUUGAGGGCAAGCAUGGCAGUGUGCGCUACUGGGUGAAGGCCAAACUGCACAGACCGUGGUCAGCAGUGAAGAAGGUGAAGAAGGAGUUCACUGUGAUUGAACCCAUUGACAUCAACACGCCUGCACUGCUGGCUCCCCAGGCAGGUGCCAAGGAGAAACUUGCUCGUGCUUGGUACUGCAAUCGUGGCCAGGUUUCCAUGACUGCCAAGAUUGACCGAAAAGGCUAUACCCCAGGGGAGUUCAUCCCCAUCUUUGCCGAGAUCGACAACUGCACAAGCCGAGCAGUGGUGCCCAAGGUGGCCAUCAUCCAGACCCAGACCUUCAUCGCUCGGGGCACCAAGAAGCAGAAGAGGCUGGUGGUGACCAGCAUCGUUGGCGACUCCAUCACAGCGGGCAAGCGGGAAGUGUGGCACGGGCGGGCACUGAAGAUCCCACCGGUGGCUCCAUCCAUCCUGCAGUGCCGCAUCCUCCAGGUGGAAUACUCCCUGAAGGUUUGUGUGGACAUUCCUGGGACGUCCAAGCUGCUCCUGGAGCUGCCGCUGGUCAUCGGAACCAUCCCACUGCAUCCCUUCGGGAGCCGCACAUCCAGCGUCAGCAGCCAGUACAGCCUCAGCCUGGACUGGCUGAGCACCAUCCCAGAGCAGCCGGAGGCUCCUCCUGAAUACUCCUCAGUCGUGUCCAGCCCUGAGGCCGAGCGGAGCCUGGCUCCACCAUGCCGCAGUGAGCUCGGUGGUGUCCUGGAGGGUCCUUUCUUUGCCUACAUCCAGGAAUUCCGAUUCCGACCCCCUCCCCUGUAUUCAGAGAUUGAUCCAAACCCUCCUUCAGACAACAUCCGUCCGCGCUGCAUGACCUGCUGAGAGAAGCACAUCGGAUGCGGCUGACAGAGAGGUGAUCCCUUGGGUUGGAAGCUUGCACCCUCACAGCACUGGCCUGGAAAAAGGGACAUGGUGGCUGUGAGACCAGAGCUCCUGCAGCACCGAGUCCCCAGUUCUGCUCACUGCUCUCGGCCUGGACUGAUGCUGAGCCUGCUGUGGCGGACUCGUACAUGGUAGGAGGACACAGGAGAGCCCACAGCGUGGAGUAGCUCCGUGUGUGGUUGGGCAGGAUGUGGAGGGUUAACUACCCCAGUAUGUUGGGGUUCAAAGGGAAGAUGUUUGCUCUCCCUUUGCCUGCAGUGGCCAUGCACUGGCAACUCCUGUCAUGGAAAACAGGAGCUUGGAGAGACUAUUUUAGGAUUUCUGGAGAAUAUUUUAAUUUUGCUUGGGUUCAAGUCCCAUGGUGCUGGAGGUGCAGCCCUUCUGUAGCAGCUCAGCAAGAUUGCAACUCCUGUACUGCAGCUCAGUAAAAGGCCUUUUUCUGGCCAGAUGAAGCAGAGACUUUGUCUGCUGCUGAUAAUGUUUGACCACCACAAGCCUGGUGAUGCUUACAGGAGGAAUGGUUAGAGCUGGCCUGCCAAAACUUUAAAGGCUUCCAUGUGCUGUUACCAGAGCAGAGGACCUGGAAUUUAUGGUCAGUGGCGGUGCUUAGGUGCCACAGAGAACAGGACAGCUGGUUGGUGUGUUGGCACCAAACCUCCCCAGUGUGCUGAUGCCUCCCCUGUGAUGGGGCUGAUAACCAUCCCCCAAAGUACAGUACCCACCAUGGGGGUUUGGAGCUGUGCCUCUGGCAUCUUGCUGGUGGACAAGCAUGGUCUGAGACUGGCGACAGCCAUGAAUGGGAGAUGUGGAGCUGAAGAGUCCUUCAGGACCAGGAGUUCUGUUCAGGACAAGCUUGAUCCUGUGCCUGUAGAAGGGUUGGUGGCCCUGGCUAUGCCCUCACCGUGCAGUACCCUGUGCUGACUGGCACAGGAACUGGUGAACUGGGUAUUGUACCAUGGGGCUGAUCCUGCUCACUCCAGCAGGAUCUGAGCAGGGUUUGGGUGCUGAGGACUUUUGCAUUCCCUCACUGAGCCAGUCCUGCCCACGGGGCUACUGAUGUCAACAUGCCCCUGAGCCAGGCGUGCUGGGGCCACCUGCCCUGGGGCCACUCCACUGCAGCUUGCUCAGGUGAGUUUUGUUUUCUAGCUGUGAACAUUUUUGUAACGACCACUCUUGUCUCUAUUCUUUUUGUACCACUUUUUGCUGGGGAAUCUUUGUUCCAAAUAAAUUCU
Messenger RNA from Indicator indicator, 3138 nucleotides. It is a transcript of the gene ARRDC2, whose product is annotated as arrestin domain containing 2. The record is from RefSeq and is a predicted model, not a curated record. NCBI's taxonomy places the organism in Eukaryota, Metazoa, Chordata, Aves, Piciformes, Indicatoridae. The transcript is spliced from 7 exons. Gene Ontology annotation, biological process: protein transport. Gene Ontology annotation, cellular component: cytoplasm; plasma membrane. The coding region runs from base 626 to 1846 and encodes 406 amino acids.